UCGAGUACCGAAGUACAAUCAAAAAUUAAAUUAGUUGAAGAUGCGAUAAAUGGAGAGGAGUGUUGUUUGGUGUGUUUUUUUUACAUUUUUUUUAUUUUGGUAAUUUUUUAAUCGAUGUGAUAAGUGAAUUAAAAUGAAUUUACACUUAAUUAUAAUGUAAUCAUUCGCGAUUUCAAGUUUUGUAAAUGUACCGUAACGGAAUUUAUAUUGUGUAUUUGAAGUUCGACGCUAACGUGAAGUGAAUUUGUGUUCUAUUUUGUGUUUUUGAAUGUUGCACGGAGAAGAACUAAACUAUCAUUUCACAAGCUCGCCGAUACAUUGGAAUGGUGACUUAGUUAUUAAUCCCUUUAAAAUACGUUCGUGGUUCCGUUCGUAUGAUGUAUAAUAGCGGGCGCGACAGCGGCUAUUGCGAAAAUGCGAAUUCGAAUUUUGGCGAUGCCGCCGGCUCAUCGGAGAAAACGCCAUUUUUCAAUUCAAAAACACCAUCCGCUGUACCGCGAUGUGCCUCUCUGGAUGCUGAAAAAUGUAUACCCAGCGAAGAUGUACAUCUGAUCAUUGCUGAUGAAGGAAAAUGUAGAGAUCAUCGAAUCACCGGAUCUUCGUGUAGAGCCCUGAAGCACGCGGUUUCCAAUUUGACUCGUCUAGAUGACUUCAUCUGCGAAAAAAUUGGAGAUGGAUUUUUCUCCGAAGUUUAUAAGGUGACGCAUCGAGUUACCACCGAAGUAAUGGUGCUGAAAAUGAAUUUACUGCGUUCGAAUCGAGCCAAUAUGCUGAAAGAAGUGCAACUAAUGAAUCGACUUUCUCAUCCUAAUAUUUUAAAAUUUAUGGGCGUAUGCGUUCACGAGGGUCAACUCCACGCACUUACCGAGUAUAUCAAUGGAGGAAGUUUGGAGCAACUGAUACAGUCGUCGCAGGAGUUGACAUAUUCGGUGCGGAUGAAAUUAGCUUUAGACAUUGCCAAAGGAAUGCAGUAUUUACAUUCUCAGGAUGUCUUUCAUCGUGAUCUCACUUCUAAAAAUGUUUUAAUUAAAAAAUCAGAAGACUGUCUAGAAAUGACUGCUGUAGUGGGUGAUUUUGGAUUAGCAGCUAAAAUACCAAAAUCUGGUAUACGUUUGCCAACGGUUGGGUCACCGUAUUGGAUGUCGCCGGAAUGUUUGAAAGGCCAGUUUUACGACGAAAGAAGCGACAUUUUCAGCUACGGAAUCGUGCUAUGUGAAUUAAUCGCUAGACUGGACGCUGAUCCGGAUAUUCUUCCUCGAACUUCCAAUUUUGGUUUAGAUUAUUUAGCAUUUGUUGAAAUUUGUUCUCAGUUACCGAAACCUCCGCCACCGGAAUUCUUAAAACUCGCUUUUUCAUGUUGCAAUUUAGAACCAAAGAAUAGGCCACUUUUUGCCGAUAUAGCCAAAUUAUUAGAAAAAAUAGUCAAACCGGUGAAAAAUGCUUUUUUAGCGAAUGGAUGUACGUUAACGGAAGCCAGAAGCGAAGAAGUUCUACCUUGUCCAUCACCCACGCCGAGUAUACUUUCCGAAUCGAAGAAUAGCCAUAGAAAAUUGGUUCAUCGAAGAUCUUUGUCGGAAGAUAUUGGCUUGAUCGUGUUCCCCGCAGUGACUGCUCCUUCGGAUAAAGCUCGAUGUCAUUGGUUGUCUCAUUCGUUAUGUCAACCGCCAUUGAAGAGAGUCGGCGAGAGUAUGUGCCAAGAAGAUCCGCAUUAUAAACCAACGGAACCUAAAUCGAACCCUUUCGCUGCACUUUCCAAACUAAAAGGCGUCAAGAAAAUCUUGGCGCAGACCAAUUCGACUGAUUUAUUUUCUUCUUGUUUCGAGUUGCCGUCGCCUUUUCACGGCGCCGACGAAAGGAAACCGUCUUUUUACGCGGAUAUCGAAUACGGAACGAAAACCAGCACGUUAGACGUUGUCGAUAGCAAACAUCGCGCCCAGUUACCAUACGCAAAUGAAAAGUCUUCCUCGUAUCGUCGUAAAUCGGCCGAAGAUAAACCAAACUGUGUACGCGAAUGCGUCAAUUCUUCUAUUGUAAUCGAACCUGUCAUCAAACCGUCCGAAAUUAAAAAAUGUUCUUCCACUUCGAAUAAAUUCAAAUCGUCUUCCAAUAACAAAGAGAAAACCAUUAAGGAUAAGAGAUCUAGUAAAACCAACAGCGGCGACGAACUCGACUGGCAAAGUCGCGCGAAUGCUUCGCCGGUAUCUUCCUCGUCGUCUUCGUCGUCUUGUAAUACGUCUUCGGCUACGCUACGUUUGAAAGAUGAUCAUAAAUCCAAGAACGACGCAGCCGUCGAACGAUUCGAUAAACUUAAACCGUCGUCGUUACCUUCGUCGCCUACGUUUUGCAGAAAACGAGCCACGUUUUCGAACGGAUCAACGUUCAAAUAUCCUGCGGAAGAAAUUGCUCCUGCGACGUGCGCAGCUGAUUCGUAUUCGAAGAAAAUUUGUUCAUCUUUAUUCCUACACCCGUUGUAUAAAUCGAGAGGUUGUUUGACUGAUUUACUGGCCGAUUCGACGAAUUGUGGAAACGUCCUGCGCAGCUGUUCGUCUAGUUCAAAUAUCAGCGUGUUAGAAGAGUGUUCAAAUGUUGUGUUUUUACCUACGGCCGAAACGCAAGCUUUAAAUUUACGUCGUAGAGGAUCCUGCGAAUCCGGAUUCUACAGCAGCGUUGGCGAAGAUUUCUGCGUGCCAGGUAUUGAUGUUUGCGUUGGACAUCACCACUAUACGGCUUCCUCUGUAACCUUAUCGUCUUCGUCGGCUGCAUCGUCUUUGUUUUUAGAUUCUAACAGCGAAGAUAAUUCGACGCCGGUUUACUUCAAUGGACGAUAUCCUUGUACGAUGCAUCAUCACACAGCAUCGUCCGUGUAUACCGAUAGUUCCGAAGAUGUUUCUAGUUUGGCCAGUAGUGAAACUCCAAUUUGGGAUGAUAAACAGAAACCGCAACAUAUCAGUAAGAUAGUCGAGUAUUUCGAAGGCAAGCAAACAAACUUAGGAAAUUCGCCGUUAAGUCACAAAUGGGAUUUUUUCGAAUCAUCCAACAAAAUAUCCAGUUUACACGCGUCCAUUCGAAGGAAUUGGAUUCAGGGAGAUGGGCAACCUGUGACGAAGUCAUCUUUAGACUACUACACAAGAAGAAAGUUAUUCGAAAAACCCUUCACCGGAGGAUCGCAUGUGUUAUCGAAACGAUCCGCCAAUCAACGUUUGUUAAUUUGCGAAGGCGCCGUUAAAUCAAAAUUGCCUAUUUUUGAUAAAAAAUAAUCUACUACUAAUUGAGAAGUAUUUAUUUAUUACAUGGAAAUAAGACUUGUUAUUAAGAUGUUUCUUUUCUUUUGUCUUUUUUUUUUUUUUUUCGUUUAAUUAAUUUCGUAGGAGAAAGGCUGCUGACAGGUUUUGUACUUUUACUUAAUUUAUGAUUUAAAAUUGUUCCACUAAAGUAUGUAAUUUUGGUUAUUUUUUUUUUUUAUAAAGAAAAUUUUUCUUUAGUCAAAUGGUUAGUCGAAUUUGUGAAAAUUUAUUCGUACGUCGUCAAUUUAUGUAGGUAAUAUACUUAAUUGUUCAAAUUUAAAUUUUGAGCGAACGCAAUUUAAAUCGGUGUAUCAUUCCAUUAAAUUUAUGGGAAUAUAAAAUGAUUUUUAUAAUCGUUUUCUCGACGCAAUUAAUAUAUAAAUUAAGUCUCUUUUUUUUUCUAAUUAUAACUUUCAUAAAUAAUUUGUUACGAAUGAUGGAAGAUUCUAAGACUAGUAUAUUUUCAAUUAAUGCUCCCUCAUUCAAUGAUGAUUAUUAUUACUACUUGGCGUAAUAUUUAAAUACUUUCAGAUCCAAAAUAUGCGAAAUGGUCGAGGGUCUAGUCAUGGUAGAAGUUUAUUUGUUACCAUUUUCUAUUUUGUAAUAAACCCCUACAAAAACGUCCAUAUUCAUUAAAAUAAAGAAUUAUUUUUCUUUAACGCCGAUUCCGUGCCAUUUAUUUAUUGGAAGGCGUUUAUGCUCGUGUAUUGUGCAUUUCUUCCUUUAAAAAAAUUAUAAAUUUAAAUGAAAUAAAAAAAAAUUCAAUCAAGGAGCUUUGAAAAUUUAGUCUCUGAAUUUUAACUAAACGCUCAAAUUUUUCAUUUCUUCUGUGUUUUUCUACGUAUAAAUUUUUAAAUCGAAUGUAAUAUUUUUAUUGUGUCAUUACAUUAAUAUUUUACUUUUUUUUUUUUUUCGUUAGAAUUGAAUUUUAUUGUAUUAACUGUAUUAAGUAUCAAAACGCUUACCAAAAAUAAUUUGUCUCGAAUUGACUGACGUUUUUAAUGUGUUUUUUUUUCUUUUUUCUUUGGUUUAUACUUGUGUAUAUUCAUUGCAACGUGUGGAAUAUUUCGAACCAUUUUAGUUUCUAGUCAAAUUACUAAAAUAAGGAUUUUUUUAAACAAUUAUUUCUAUUUUGGCGAUUAUUUUUUACGAACUUCUUUUCUGUUUUUCUUUAUUAAAAAUUGUACAUUCUCAAUAGCAUUGUAAGUCGAGUAAUAAUUUAUUCAAAUUUUGUAUGAUUAUUAUUUUAAAUUCAGUAUUUAAUAUUUUACGAUCGUAAGAUUUUCUUUUACAUGAUGUUAAAUUGUAAUUAAUAAAUUGAUUUUAAACAUUUGUCUCAUACCUA
Planococcus citri (citrus mealybug) is the source of this 4629-nucleotide messenger RNA. It is a transcript of the gene cdi, whose product is annotated as center divider. The record is from RefSeq and is a predicted model, not a curated record. Lineage: Eukaryota; Metazoa; Arthropoda; Insecta; Hemiptera; Pseudococcidae. Gene Ontology annotation, cellular component: nucleus; cytoplasm. Gene Ontology annotation, molecular function: ATP binding; protein serine/threonine kinase activity. The transcript is spliced from 11 exons. Bases 375 to 3257 code for a protein of 960 amino acids. Gene Ontology annotation, biological process: protein phosphorylation; actin cytoskeleton organization.